Lepus europaeus (European hare) is the source of this 1969-nucleotide messenger RNA. RefSeq names its product L-gulonolactone oxidase. The transcript has 12 exons. Gene Ontology annotation, cellular component: membrane. Gene Ontology annotation, molecular function: FAD binding; D-arabinono-1,4-lactone oxidase activity. The record is from RefSeq and is a predicted model, not a curated record. Lineage: Eukaryota; Metazoa; Chordata; Mammalia; Lagomorpha; Leporidae. Bases 102 to 1424 code for a protein of 440 amino acids.
CAGAGCCAGCCCAGCACCAAGGUCAUCGCACCCUGGGUCUGCUCUCCGGGCCUUUGUUCACGAGGAGCCGGAAUCAGCGAAGGCCACUGAUCACUGGAGUCAUGGUGCACGGGCACAAAGGGUUCCAGUUCCAAAACUGGGCGAGGACCUAUGGCUGUUGUCCAGAGAUGUACUAUCAGCCCACAUCAGUGGAAGAGAUCAAAGAGGUGCUGGCCCUAGCCAGACAGCAGAAGAAGCGGGUGAAGGUGGUGGGCGGUGGCCACUCCCCCUCAGACAUCGCCUGCACUGAUGGCUUCAUGAUCCACAUGGGCAAGAUGAACAGAGUCCUCCAGGUGGACAAGGAGAAGAAGCAGGUGACUGUGGAGGCCGGCAUCCUCCUGGCUGACCUGCACCCCCAGCUGGACAAGCACGGCCUGGCCCUGUCCAACCUGGGAGCAGUGUCAGAUGUGACCGCAGCUGGUGUCAUUGGGUCCGGAACGCACAACACGGGCAUCAAGCAUGGCAUCCUGGCCACCCAGGUGGUGGCCCUGACCCUGCUGACGGCUGACGGGACUAUUCUGGAAUGUUCCGAGUCAAGCAACGCAGAGAUUUUCCAAGCUGCACGGAUGCACCUGGGCUGCCUUGGAGUCAUCCUCACUAUCACCCUGCAGUGCGUGCCCCAGUUCCACCUGCAGGAGACGUCCUUCCCCUCGACCCUGAAAGAGGUCCUCGACAACCUGGACACCCACCUGAAGAAAUCGGAGUACUUCCGCUUCCUCUGGUUCCCUCACAGCGAGAACGUCAGCAUCAUCUACCAGGACCACACCGACAAGCCCCCUUCCUCUUCAGCCAACUGGUUUUGGGACUACGCCAUUGGGUUCUACUUACUGGAAUUCCUGCUGUGGACAAGCACCUUCCUGCCGUGCCUGGUGGGCUGGAUCAAUCGCUUCUUCUUCUGGCUCCUGUUCACCCGCAAGAAGGAGAGCAGCGCCCUCAGCCACCGCCUCUUCACCUACGAAUGCCGCUUCAAGCAGCACGUGCAGGACUGGGCCAUCCCCAGAGAGAAGACCAAAGAGGCCCUGCUGGAGCUGAAGGCCAUGUUGGAGGCGCACCCCGAGGUGGUGGCCCACUACCCCGUGGAGGUGCGCUUUGCCCGGGGUGAUGACAUCCUGCUGAGCCCUUGCUUCCAGAGGGAGAGCUGCUACAUCAACAUCAUCAUGUACAGGCCCUAUGGCAAGGACGUGCCGCGGCUGGACUACUGGCUGGCCUAUGAGACCAUCAUGAAGAAGGUGGGGGGCAGGCCCCACUGGGCCAAGGCCCAUAAUUGUACCCGGAAGGACUUUGAGAAGAUGUAUCCUGCUUUUCCCAAGUUCUGUGCCAUCCGCGAGAAGCUGGACCCCACUGGGAUGUUCCUGAACGCGUACCUGGAAAAGGUGUUCUACUGAAGCCAGCGCACAAGCCCCUCCCCCGACCUGGCCCCGUGGGGAACACACCGCCCCUCCCACCCCACGCUGCCAGGCGGGGCUCUGGACAAGGCCUUCCUUCUCCUACCUCCCUUUCCCCCAGAGCGCCCCAGGCAGAAGCUGGCCUCGCCCCCAGAUUCCUGCCCACAUCUCCAUGAGAGCUCCCCUUCCCUAGCCUACACUCACAUGCCCCGCUCCCAGAAUGGGGCCCCGACACGCAGUUUCUCUGGGAGGCCCUGGAUUUGGUCAUGCCCAGGUCCCGGCUGUAACUCCAGGGGUCCCUGCACCGCUGUAGAAAGGCCCCUUGGCGAGUGCUGGGCACAGGGUUUCUGGGGGCUGCUCUCUGCUUUCUCUCACACUUGAGGACCUUUCACAUGUUCAGAUGAGCGCCCCCUGACCCGGGACUCCGUCUCCACCAUGGGUUGGCCAAGACGUGUGAUGUCGCGUACUCUGACCUGCCACAGGCCAGCUGAGGGGUGGGGAAUGGGGCUCUGCUCACCUUCUUCUCAAUAAAGACCCACAGCUGA